AUCAGAAUCUCUGCCACAAGAAGAGAUAUGGCCAGCCUUGGAGCAUCGGGUGUGCUAUGUUGUUCAUCGAUUCCCUCAUCAUCUCCGUCUUGCCGGAGAGAAAUCAUCAGAGCUAUCAUCGACAUGCCGAAGCUUCGGAAUGGUAGAGCCUCUCUUCCCAAGCUCACAAACAGUCCUAGUUUGGUGGAGGAAUUGGAUUUCAGAAGAAGUGGUUACACAAAUACGACCACUACUCAUAUUGAGAAAGUACUCUCUAAUCUUCGCAUCAAUCGUCGAGCUUAUGACACUAAUGAAGUUUCAGAUCCAUUGGUGAUGGAGAAGCUUUACGCGAUCAUGGGGGCUGUUGAAGAUAGGGUGGAGAUGCAUAAGAACAUGGGAGGGCAAAGAAACAACUGGAACAGUCUACUUUUGACAUCCAUUAACACGAUCACUCUCACGGCUGCAACAAUGGCUGGGAUUGCAGGUACAGUAGUGGGUACAGGCGGUGCUCCUCUUUCAGCGCUCAAGCUCUCUUCCACCUUGUUGUAUUUGGCAGCUACUGGGAUGUUGAUAAUCAUGAACAGGAUUCAGCCGUCUCAACUUGUUGAAGAGCAACGAAACGCUGCAAGGUUGUUCAAGCAGCUUCAUGCAGAAAUCCGCACAAUGGUGUCUCUUGGCAACCCAUUAACCAUGGAUGAUGUGAACCAGGCCAUGGACAAAGUUCUGGCGCUUGACAGGGCCUUCCCUCUUCCUUUACUAGGCGCGAUGCUUAAAAAGUUCCCGGCAACCAUGGAACCUGCUGUGUGGUGGCCUCAGCCACGUGUAAAACAAGCUAAAAGGCUUCAUUAUAAGAGAAACAAUAUAAUCAAUGGUUGGAAUGCGAAGUUGGAAGAGGAAAUGGGAGAGAUAGUUCGGGUUUUGAAGAAGAAGGACAAGGCAGAUUACUUGAGACUGGGUGAAAAGGCCUUGAAAUUGAACAAGGCGUUAGCCAUUUCUGGCCCUUUACUAACUGGCCUUGCAGCUAUUGGCUCGGCCUUGGUGGGAUCCCCUAGCCAUGGUCCAUGGACUGUGGUGCUUGGGGUGGCGGCUGGUGCUUUGUCAAGCAUCGUGAACGCAGUGCAGCAUGGUGGGCAAGUGGGAAUGGUGUUCGAGAUGUAUAGAGGCAACGCCGGUUUCUUCAGGCUCAUGGAAGAGUCUAUACAGUCAAAUUUGAAGGAAGAAGUGGAGAGAAGAGAGAACGGAGAACUGUUUGAAAUGAAGGUGGCUUUGCAGCUGGGAAGAAGCUUAUCUGAGCUAAAAGAUCUUGCAACUUCUUCUUCAAUAAAAGGGGAGGCCAUAGAUGAGUUUGCAAGCAAGCUUUUUUAACCUUAGUUUUUCCAAUUCCUUAGUUGGCAUAAUACACGUGACCCUAACUUUAGUUAGUUC
Molecule: messenger RNA, 1404 nt
Organism: Diospyros lotus (date-plum)
Lineage: Eukaryota; Viridiplantae; Streptophyta; Magnoliopsida; Ericales; Ebenaceae
Product: probable F-box protein At4g22030
Exons: 1
Coding region: 28-1344 (438 amino acids)
Source: RefSeq, a predicted model, not a curated record